AACCCCCAUCUCCUCCCCCUCUAAGCGGAGCCCUUAUCCCCGCUCGGGGGCUGGAUUCGGCUUCUCGACCGAGGCCUCAUCGCCUGGGCCUCCUGCCGUAGCCCCGGAGUUUCCCCGCGGUCGCUGAGGUUGUGAAUAUGUGACAAUGGUGGAACUGUUGGCAGAGUGAAGUGUCCAAAUAAACAUCACUAGGACAACAUGUAGUUCAGUCCAAGCUAAGGAAUAAGAACACCUUUCUGCACGGAAAUUGGUAAUGGUGUUAAUGCUUUACUGCUGAAAGGCACCUGUGGGUUGUGACGACUGAGCAGUGGCGGGGGAAGAAGAGUAGAUAAGGAAAGUAUAAAACAGCCACCAUGACAUCCUCAUCUCUUAGAAGACAGAUGAAAAACAUUGUUAACAAUUACUCAGAAGCAGAGAUAAAAGUCCGAGAGGCCACAUCGAAUGAUCCUUGGGGUCCCUCGAGUUCACUGAUGGCAGAAAUCUCUGACCUGACAUACAAUGUGGUGGCUUUCUCUGAGAUUAUGAGCAUGAUUUGGAAACGCCUCAAUGAUCACGGAAAGAACUGGCGGCACGUGUACAAGGCACUGAUGUUGAUGGACUAUUUGAUCAAGACAGGCUCUGAACGAGUGGCACAACAGUGCAAAGAAAAUGUCUUUGCCAUUCAGACACUGAAGGACUUCCAGUACAUCGAUCGAGAUGGAAGGGACCAGGGUAUCAAUGUGCGGGAGAAAUCAAAACAGCUGAUCGCGUUACUCAAAGAUGAUGAGAGGCUUCGGGUUGAGCGGAGCCAUGCGCUGAAGACAAAGGAGCGGAUGUCGAGCGUGACAACUGCAGUGGGCAGCAAUAACCAAAUCAUGUUUGGGCGUGGCUCCAGCCAUCCAAACUUGUCCACCAGCCAAUCAGAUGAGUGUGGCAAAAUAGGAGGAUCGCCUGCUUCCUACCAUGGCUCAACUUCACCAAAGAUCUCCUCCGAGUUGGAACAAACACGACCCCAAACCAGUGGUGAGGAGGAACUACAGCUUCAGUUGGCACUGGCCAUGAGUCGGGAAGAGGCUGAACAGAUCUUCAAAAGUGCCACCACAGCUGGCAGCCAACCAAGGAACACUGUGCUGACCCUGAGUGCACAGGAUGAACAGCAUCGCCGUGGUGAUGACCUGCGUUUACAGUUGGCGUUAGAUGAGAGCCGACAGAAACUGCAAAUGCCAGGCAUGGCUCCUCACAAAACCGAGACUGCUUUACUGGACCUGACCGACUCCACACCAUCUCCCCUGACCCAGAAAUCUGAUCCCUGGGGAGCACCACUGCCAUCAACAUCCACUACCAAGCCUGACCCAUGGGCAGCUGUGUCCCGGCCAGUGUCCAAUGACCCCUGGAAGCAGAUGGCAGGUUCCCGACUGGCUGCCGCAACUUCUGAUCCAUGGGGAUCCUCCGGCCGUCGUUUAUCAGGAGAGCAGCAGUCAAGAAGCACAGAUCCCUGGGGUUCAGCUGCAGCAGCACCUGACAGAGAUCCCUGGGCACCUACUUCUCCUCCAGUGGCUCCCCCCUUCCACUCUUUCAGUGCGGCUGAUGCAGCUGUGACCGAUGAGUUCUCUGUGUUCAGCCAUCUCAGGGGGUCACCCAGAAAAGUGGAAGGCCAGGGCAUGGGUGGCCGUUUCGAGGUUCUGGGUGAUGGUCUGACCACUCCAGCCACGUCUGUUGUCACAGGCUGCUCUGACGUCUUUGACAUGCCCUCCAUGUCGAGCACUGUUCCGUCCAAGCUGCCCACCCCAAAGCACCAGCCUACCACACAAAAGAAUCCUGAAUCCUUUCUGGGCCCCAAUGCUUCACUUGUAAAUCUGGAUACCCUCAUCACCCGCACAACGCACCCAAAUGUGAGCACCAACCCCUUCCUGGCACAGGCUGUGCCUGCUGCCUCUGCCAAUCCCUUCCACAGCACUCCCACACAAAUGUCCAGCUCCAUGAUGGCCGUGACCCAAACUCCGUUUGGACCUGUCGACGUGACCGCCACCUCCUUUUCCGCGAUGCCCAGGGUCGGGGCUGCUCCCAUGGUAACCAUGCCCGCGAUGCGGAUGCCACAGAGCACAGGCAUGCAAGGAAUGAUGGGGUCGAAUUACGUUGCAAUGGCAGCCCCUCCACCCACUGGUCAAUCCGCAAGCUCCACCAAUCCAUUUUUAUUAUGAUCCUUGUCUCAGCUUUGUGUUUAACCAAUCUGUUUUGUAUUUGAUUCCUCUCUCUUCCUCUGCACAAUUCCAGUGUGAAAGUAUCCUGCCAUUUUCCUUUGUCUUGGACAAUUGAGAGAAUGUCAUUAAUGCUGCAGAUAUUCCAGGCUUCUGUUUGUAUUAAAUAACUUGCAGCCACUGUGGACUGAUCUGUAUCUGAGCAAGCAGUUCAGUGAGUUGUGAGAGGCUCUCUGGUGCUGGUUGGAAAGCUGCUUGCAUUUCCACCUUUACUUCAUCAGGCUGACCAAAUCCAGUUACAGGUGAGCCCAAUUCUCCCUCCCCACAGUGGUGGGGGUCAUAAUGCUGGCAGUUGGUUGAUUUUUAGUGAAGCUACGUUGUCAUGAUGGUGGUUGUGGGCCGGAGGCUUCAGCACAAUCCCCUUCUUGUUCUGUGAUUUCAACAAACAGUGGGUGAGCAGGAAACAAAAAUGGCAACCCAUAUCAAGGUGCCCAUUUCUCAGGGCUGUCUGUCUGAUCACCAUGCACUCAGCUGCGCCAUUCCUGUGAAUCGAGGUGGGAAAUGUGGUUGUUUUGUAGGGAGGCCAAGGUACAAGACUGCAUAUCAGUUCCUUCCAGAGCCUUUGAAGUCCUGUCCAGGUUUGGGCACUUUCUCAGCAGACUGCGCCUCAUUGCAUUCACUAAAUGCAGCCACUGUAUUUGGAUACUGCUAUCUCUGUGCCCCUCCUCUUGGGUUUUACUGGGGACUGAAUGUUGUCUCUGCCACUCAUUCUACAGCACAGUGAACCUGCAGUAUUUCCAUACUUUGUGAACCUUGGUUUUGCACACACUACCCCACAGCAGUCGCACUGUUCCAAGGAGCUCUGGCCUUGCCAGUUAAUGAUGCUGUUUUGUUGAGUAGCUGCAUUGUUUUCCAGCUGAGUUGCCAGCAGUGCUUUCAGACUGUCAGUGUGGGGGGGUUUCUUUGUCACUCUCCACUCCCUGGGGGAACCUGAUUAGAGUGUGUCCCUCCAUCAGGCUCCUGUAGCAAACUGUAGAAUGUUUACAGGCUGUGAGGCCCCAGCAGUUGGGACCUGAGAUUUUACAGCUCAAUGCUGGAGAAUGUCCAGCGUGAAGUUUCUCGUAAUUUUCUUUUUGAUUUAAAAUGUGUUUUUUUUUUGUUUGCUGCAGUGUGGUUACUAACUGCCCUGUUCCAUCAGUUUCAGUGAGGAGGGCCCAGGCAUUGGUGGUACUGUUGGGAUGAACAACAUCUGCAGAGAUGUGCUCUCACAACCCCCCCCCCCCCCCACCCCAAAUACUACUCAUCACUCAGUGUUUACAAAGGGGGAGUCAUUGUGUCAAGGCUGCUAAGUGGGGCAGGGGGCUUUGACAAAUUAAGGGGAGUUGCAGAAUGCAGCGCUCAGAACACUAGCUUGAUUUUCAGUAACACUAAAUGAAGAACCUUAAUUUUUUAUUUUGGUUCAGGGGGGCAAUGCAAAAAUGCUCCAAUUCUCAUCUGCCAGUCGUUUGUGCCUGUCAGCUUAUUGGAAGUGGCCAAUCCUGAUAGCACUGGUACUGACCGACUUUCAGCUAUCGUAACACACAGACACCUGCUUUACACUGAAUCACAUUUUGGAAAGGUACUGAAUCUGUUCGAGUUACUAAUCCACUGGCUUGCUGAUGGCAGUGUCUCCCCUAACCUGCCAGGAGGCCUCCAUGAUACUGUCUCAAGUUUACCUCUUCUCCCAUGUUAUGUCACUGCCACGUCAGACGUUAAUCAAUAAGAAGUUUCACCUUCUUAAAUUUUGAGUUGUCUGAAUUUAGUGCUUUUCAUAAGCUCUUGAUCUCCAGCUUUUGUACAAGAGCAGAUGUGAGAGAGGAUUGAGAGGCUCUGUACUAGUUUUAUUUCAGCAUUAGAUUGGGGGUUGGGGGAGCGGCAGUAGUUUUUGCAUUUCUGGGAGCAGUAUGAGGUAUAAAAUACACCUGUUCUUCUGAAGACCAUCUCACUGUCAUCACUGAGCAGGGUAAUGCACCCUAUGCAUUAAGCCUUUGGUCAGGAUUUAUAGUUCUUUGUGUGUGCACAGUAACCAGUCUUCCAAGAGUGAGUUACUGACAGCUGUUCAACACUGAACACACCCAGAGCUCCCUUCAGACAGUGACUUCCUGCUGAGGUGUUUUUAUCAAUGUCACGUUCUCCUACUAAUGUGUUUGGGCCAAAUGUAUUCUUUUGAAGUUUGUUUGGAAUUUGACCAUUUGUGGAGCCUCUCCUUGGAGAAUUCCUCCAAACCUCUGGAUUCUCCAUGCAGCCGUUCAGUACCACACCUCCAGUGUCCACUCCCAACACCAUCCAAAGUCCUGUGGUGUAACUACAAGGUGAACAGUCAUGCUGAGGUCUAGUCCAGUAUUGUGCAGAAACUUUUUUGAAGUUUACAAACACUAAUUGUGUGUAGGAAAAGGACUGAGAGAAUUUUGUGGAUCUUUUAAAACCCUGAAUUGCUUCACUACACUUAAUCUUGUGGAGUCAAGACGGGAGUUUGUAGUUUUCAGUGAUGCUUCUCUGCAGUUACAAGAAAGGCAAAUUACAGCAAACUUUCAUACAAAAUUAACUAACGUUUUAAUUAGUCAGGAUAUUUUAAUUCUGGGCUUAAAUUUUUACAAAAAAAACUAAUGAAGUGAAAAUUACUUUAAUAAUUCCAGUCAAGAUCAAAUACACAGAACUGUCAACCCAGAAAAAGUUAAUUUCUGCCUCAGAAUUAAAUGUCCUCUGCAGUAUUACUGGUCUCUGUAUAUAGUAACCCUUUGCAGUAUUAGUUGUUCCUGUACAAAAACCCUUUUUGUGUUUUAAUGAUCUGAGUACAGAAUAUUUCUUGAUACCUUCCAACAAACUACAGAAUGUGAUGCUCAGCAUUGGAAAAGUCAAUGUUGUUAUGUUUUUUUUUCCUCUCCUAUUACUGGAGCCAGUUCUCUGGGGACAAGUGUCCAAUCUAUCUAGAGAACCACGCUAUCCUGGGCAAAACUGAAAGACACUAAUGACUUGGUGCAGUAAUUUUAAAUAUUGGUAUUGAAGCAAUGUUGUAUUUAUGUUCUGACUAACACUAUAUAUUUGUUUACAGGAAUUUCCAUAAAGAUGUUUACCACUCAAUUUCUUUACAUCUCUCCUAUCCUUCCUAGAAGCCUCUUUAACCUGAAGCACAGAAUCCUUCCUGGUCUUGCCCUGUCCACUUAUCUCUGUCAUAAGCUAUAGCCUCUGAAUGAUGUCCUCUCAAGCUCACAGGAGAACUUUGGACCUCUUUUAUCAAAUUUGAAUUUAAAAACUGUCUACCCUCCAGUGCUUAGUUUCUGAGGUAAAUUGAGCCUUGGACUUUCUAAAAGCAGUUCCACGUCCAACGUUUGAUCUUUAUUUUCUGAAUCAUUUUAGGUACCUUGGAUAAUAACUGUGAAAGGAGGUGUAGGCCUUAACUCCUUAAGUGUGUUGUCUGGGGCUACUGGAUAGUUCACUCACCCUGACCUUCCACCUUUUUGAAUUGGUGCUAAUUCAUUCACAGGUAUCCAGUGUGGGAAAUGUUUCACUGGAGCUUUGGGCAGAGGCAUGAGGCAGAAGCCGUGCCCCUCAGUGUUUUUGUUGUGUCGAGCCUGGGCUGUACUUAUCCUUACAGUGUAGAGAGAGCUUUACACUGUAUCUAACCCAGCGCUAUCCCUGUCUCAGGAUUGUUUUAUGGGGUUAUUGUAGAGGGAGCAUUACUCUGGAUAUAAUCCUGUUCUGUAUCUUGCCCAAGGAGAACCGGGAAAUGCUAUUAUUAGGUGGUUGUGAUCAGCAUUCAUUGAAGCAUAAUGUCUCUCAAAUUAACAAAUACAAACUUCUGAUUUAAAUGUAACAUUGAAGUUUGAAAUACAUUCUGUGAUAAUGAAAGAGGAGGACAUGAUUGUGCAAAAGUUGCUGCAAGUGUUUGCAGAUGUGAUGUUGUCUUGACUAGGGUAGUUGGUAGUUCUAAUGAAGGGGACUAAAAGCAUGUCCAUAUUUGGGAUUAAAUGUGUGUGCACACACGUAGGGAUAAGGAUGGGUUCUGUGGUUUUCUCUCUGAACAUGUCUGACAUGGAGUCUGGUCCACUGGCAGCUGUUGCUCCAGUGUUGCAAUACUUGAAUAUAAAAGUGUGACUGGAAUCUGGAAACAGUCCAGUCUGGUCUCCAAUGCAGGGGAGAGUUUAAAACCUAGAGCAGGUAAAAUCAGUGCCUGUGGGAAAUCUAACAGUCAGCAACUGAGAGACCUGUCUUAACAGCCAAUUUUAAAAAGUUAUGUUUUGGAAAGCUGAAUGUUGCUGGAAAUGGGACCUGAAACAGUUGCUGCAUUGUGCAUCUUGCAGCUCAAAUUGGUGUCAAAGCGAAGUCAUGAUUUUUUUUUAGGAGUAGUGAAGAAAUCAAAUCUGCUAAAGGGCAACUUGGCCAAUUUUGAGUGACGACUCAUUUGCCAUCUGGUGUAACGGACUUUGUAAACAGACCUAUAUGCUGGCUUCUAUGAAAAUGAAUUAUUCCCAUUCCGUCCUGAUCACCUUACCUGCAAAGCACCCCUCUUGAUCUAUCCUGUUUGAUCUUUCUCCUCUUAUGUGUAGGUUUCUGAUUCAUGAACGCCUCUACAGCAAUAGAGAGGCAUUCAAAUUCUCUUGGAAAAUCUGCUCUGUACCUCCUUUUACUUCAUGCACUGCACUGCAGUGGUUCAGAAGAUAUGUUCUGUGUUUUAUUUUUGUAAAACUUUACAACAUUUGAAGGGACCUGGAUAUCAUCUGCCAUGUACACACUUGUCUGUGCUACGGUAUUGUGCAGAAAUGGAGGUUACUAAGAGCCAUCAAUUUAAUUUCCUGCCCCUGUGUUGAAAGUAGCCACUGGUCUAAACUCCUUUUGGCCAAGUGAGGAAAGGCCUAAACUGUUCAGACCAGUAGGACCCAUGGCUUCCCAGACUCCGCUGGUUUAGCUCAUCCGUCAACCAUGGGCAGCAGGUAGGGAUGGAAUAGCAGCCCAGAUGGGCACAUCUCAUCUUGGCUUUCCAUGUUGGCAUCAGCCAGUGUAAAGACUCUUCACCUCUAUCUGUUCAAUGGCUGUCUCCUUCCCACACAUUUCAUUUGCUUUCUUGAGUUCACGCAGGGCAAAGUCUUCCACAGGGUCAGAGGUGCGAAUUGCAAUCGCUUGGAGAUGAACAGGUCCCUUCAAUUUAGACAUUGGUAAAAUUUAGACAUCCAAAGAAUUUAUUUUGUAGUGUAUCAUAUGCAUUAAUUUAUUAUUCAUGAGUAUUUAUGUAUAAAUAUAUUUUACCCUAUUGUAACCUGGAGUACAAGAAUCAACACCCAUUUUUACUUGGUGCAGUCAUAGUGUAUUCUUACAUAAUUGGACUUUGUGUCCGUAUACAAACUAUGCAUGUGGAAUUAUUUAAGAACUGGUUUAUUCCUGAAGCCCAUUAUUGUUUUCUUAGAUGAUGCCAUCAGUAUUUUGGAGGGAUUGUUUAUACUCAUUGCUAGUGAUGCUGUACAGUGUAGUUAAUGUUUCUAGUAUUGUUGAUGCAUUGACUCCGAUAUUUCUGGACUGUAGCAAGUGUUAUUUGGUGCCCAGUUGCUGUUGGUUUGAACUAUGGUUGAGGGAUAGACUGUUACUAUAAUGAAAUAUUGGGGAAUUGUCUGUUAUGAAAUAAUUCAGUAAUUAUGAAAAUUGAAUGUUACCCUUCCCUUUGCUGCACUGUUAAUAUUCCCUAAUCCUGAUCUGCUGCCCUGUUAUCCUGCAACAGUAGUUCACCAGUGUGUUGUGGAGCAAUAGCUUUAAGCAGUAAUUCAGAAUUUGAUUUUAAAUCCCACUGUCUCCUGCUCUACACAGUGCCAUAUUUCUCUUGGGCACCAGAAUCAUUGCUACAGUCCUCAUCUUUUACUGUAGAUAUCCAGUUCUUUUUUUAAAGAAAGUAUUAAACCAAUUUGGCCAGAUUAACUGUACCUGCAAAAAUAAAAUUGUGAACCUGUCCUA
Hemiscyllium ocellatum (epaulette shark) is the source of this 8156-nucleotide messenger RNA. Its product is annotated as epsin-2-like. Gene Ontology annotation, biological process: endocytosis. Gene Ontology annotation, cellular component: endosome; plasma membrane; clathrin vesicle coat. The transcript has 11 exons. Bases 354 to 2180 code for a protein of 608 amino acids. Gene Ontology annotation, molecular function: clathrin binding; phospholipid binding. The record is from RefSeq and is a predicted model, not a curated record. Lineage: Eukaryota; Metazoa; Chordata; Chondrichthyes; Orectolobiformes; Hemiscylliidae.